Molecule: messenger RNA, 1459 nt
Organism: Eutrema salsugineum
Lineage: Eukaryota; Viridiplantae; Streptophyta; Magnoliopsida; Brassicales; Brassicaceae
Product: calcium sensing receptor, chloroplastic
Exons: 6
Coding region: 139-1311 (390 amino acids)
Biological process (GO): regulation of stomatal closure; de-etiolation; cellular response to calcium ion
Source: RefSeq, a predicted model, not a curated record
UCCUAAAUGUAUUUAUAAUCUUCACCAAAAGAGUAAGGCUGAAGAACAGUUUGCAGACAACAUAGAGGAGAAUCACCAUAGCUUCUUUGUCUUUUUUACUCUUGUCACAUCAAUUUGUGAAAGGGUGGCAGAGAAACCAUGGCUAUGGCGGAGAUGGCAAUGAAGUCCUCAGUAACUGCAAAACUCACUAUUCUUUCUUCUUCUUCUUCUUCUUCGUCUUGUAAAAAGAGAGAGAGACAAAUCUCUGUCGCACUUCCAACAUCAACCUCAAUCUCUCUGUUAUCUCUCUUCGCAUCUCCUCCUCAUGAAGCCAAAGCUGCUGUUUCCAUUGCCAAGGACCAAAUCGUCUCCUCUCUCACUGAAGUGGAGAAAACAAUCAACCAGGUUCAAGAAACUGGUUCGAGUGUUUUCGACGCAACGCAGCGUGUUUUUCAAGUGGUAGGAGAUGCUCUUAAACCAGCCUUGGACACUGCUUUGCCCAUCGCAAAGCAAGCCGGUGAAGAGGCUUUAAAGCUUGCUUCUCCUGCUUUCUCAGAGGCUUCAAAGAAAGCUCAAGAAGCAAUGCAAAGCUCUGGUAUUGAUGCAGAGCCUGUCUAUAAUGCUGCAAAGACAGUAACAGAUGUGGCACAACAGACAACAAAGGCGAUUGAAGAUGCUAAGCCGAUUGCUUCAUCGACCAUGGAGACGAUUUCUUCGGCUGAUCCUAGUGUCAUUGUUGUUGCUGCUGGAGCGGCGUUUAUUGCUUACCUUCUCCUUCCUCCUGUUUGGUCUGCCAUAUCUUUCAACUUUCGUGGUUACAAAGGUGAUCUCUCGCCGGCUCAAACGCUUGAUCUUCUCUGUGCCAAGAACUACUUAAUGGUGGAUAUAAGAUCAGAGAAAGACAAGGAAAAAGCUGGGAUUCCUCGUCUCCCUUCAAAUGCUAAGAACCGUAUGAUCGCCAUUCCAUUAGAAGAACUACCGAACAAAGUAAAAGGAAUCGUCAGGAACUCAAAAAGAGUUGAAGCAGAAAUUGCAGCAUUAAAGAUUUCUUACCUCAAAAAAAUCAACAAAGGCUCAAAUAUCAUCAUCAUGGACUCGUACUCGGAUUCAGCUAAAAUAGUGGCGAAAACGUUAAAGAUACUCGGGUUUAAGAAUUGCUGGAUUGUGACGGAUGGAUUCUCCGGUGGCAGAGGAUGGUUGCAGAGCCGGUUAGGCACUGAUUCUUACAACUUCUCGUUCGCUCAGGUCUUGUCUCCAUCUCGGAUUAUCCCGGCAGCUUCUAGAAGCUUCGGUACCAGAUCCGGGACCAAGUUCCUUCCUGGCUCCGACUGAUGCAAGAGGAUCAUCAUAUAACAAUAUUAUAGCUAAAAAAAGUGUUGCUUUUCUAUUCCUUUUUAUCUCUCAAUUCUGAGAGAUCUUUUGAUAUGAUUUUCCGAAUUAUUAUUUCUCUUUCACAUUGAUGAUUUGGAAGUGAACCCAA